This is a messenger RNA of Neodiprion fabricii, 1537 nucleotides long. RefSeq lists its product as uncharacterized. The record is from RefSeq and is a predicted model, not a curated record. The transcript has 6 exons. NCBI's taxonomy places the organism in Eukaryota, Metazoa, Arthropoda, Insecta, Hymenoptera, Diprionidae. The coding region runs from base 89 to 1108 and encodes 339 amino acids.
UAUAAAGGGACUGUGCCACUCUCGCUUUCGGCCAGUCGCAAUCAACGUAACACCGUGCUUCAUAGGUGUUUCGCAAUAGUGCGAGAAAAUGAAGCUUUUGAUCUUGAUACUGACGGUCGCCGCUGCGGCCGAAGACAGCAAGUGGAUCUGGGGCGACGAAGAAAAGGCAAGAGCCGGCGAUAAUAGAAAUAUCAGAUACAACGUACACGAGUACCCGGAUAAUUCCGACGGCGGGUUCGCGUCGCAGAAUCAAUUUAGACCCCAAUAUCCAGGACCGUAUGGACCGAACAGCAGGCCUAUCAGACCCGGAGAUGGUAACCAAGUUCUCGUCGGACCGGAUGGACCGAGUGGAAUUAUUGGCAGGGCUCAACGCUUUCUGAUAGAGCUUUUUUCGGACCUUCUUUUUAGACCGGGCAACAACAGACCGUUCAGGCCUGGCGGUGAUGGAUUUGACCACAAUUCCGGGCCGGUUGUGCCGGGUGUAAACGUGGACCCGAUACUGUCUGGUCCAGUCCCGUCGUGGAUAAGAAACGACCCUCGGUACCAGGAAUUCGACACCUGCAAGUGCAGCCGUGGGUUCAACUGCCCCGGCGUGAAAUUUGGCUCCUGCUCCAGGGGAAAACAAUACUGCUGCUUCAGCAGCCGGAAGUACGGCGGUACCGGGAACGGGUAUCAGCAGUUCAACGGAAACUACCCCAACAGGCCGCAAUAUCCGGGCAACCUGCCGUUCAGACCCUUCAACGCGAUUCCCCCCGAGUACUAUGAAAACGGGAACAAUUAUGGGGGCGAUUACGACGGCGAUUAUUACGGACAGUAUCAAAACGGCGGCUACGACAGGCCCUACAACAACUACAACAGGCCCUAUAAUAAUUAUGGAAACGGGCCGGACGGCUACUACGACAGGCCUUAUCGGGGGCCCUAUGCCCCCGGCUACGCGGGCAACAACAACCCCUACUUCAACUGGCAAAACCCAUACAACAGGCCCAGGCCCUACGACUUUGACGACUACGGGAGGGUGGCUGGGAAAUCGAAGAGUAAAAACGAUAAAACCGCCAACGACGUGCCAACUAGUCCCAGCACUGACGGUGAAACGAGCAAGGACAAUUAAUAAAUCCUCGCCGAAGAGUCCCACGGACUUCGGCUGAGGUCCAGGUUCACUCACUCGCGAUUGAAAAGCCAAUAUUAUUAUUAUCAUCAUGGUUCGUCAGAGAAACGUUCUUGUUGGAAUUUCUCGUAACUCGGGGAUAAUUGUUAUUUGCGCCCCGUCGCAAUACUUUUCCACCUCUCAGCGUCGUCCCAAUUCAAUGCUGUUUCACCAAUUUAUACGAUUUUACGCAACACGCGGGAGCUCCCUUUCGACCACGUGUCUUAACAUACCAAAGUAUAUACAUACCUAUAUGUAUAUUGUAUAUCGACCCUCUCUGAAUCCUUAUCGUGCAUUAAUUAUGUGUUUUAUUCUUCCCUGGUAAACCUAUCAAUAUUUACUACUAUAACUUAUUGCUGUAAUAAUGAAAUAUAAUUUUUUUUUACAUUAAUA